This is a messenger RNA of Daktulosphaira vitifoliae (grape phylloxera), 2001 nucleotides long. RefSeq lists its product as uncharacterized. The transcript has 8 exons. The record is from RefSeq and is a predicted model, not a curated record. Bases 491 to 1840 code for a protein of 449 amino acids. Lineage: Eukaryota; Metazoa; Arthropoda; Insecta; Hemiptera; Phylloxeridae.
UUGUGGGUUUCUUUAUCGACAAGAUGUCCUGAGAUUCCCAAAACCUUUUUCCAGGCGAAUACUCGCGGUGGGGCAAUCGACGUUAGUGGCAAGAGGAACGCGUUAAUUCGCUGGUCCAUGACGACGGCGGCCAAACCGUCUUCUUCCUCAUUGUGCGAGCACACAAAACGUCCGACGGCCAAACCGCAAACAUUGUCGUUGUUUAAGUCGAGUAUCGUCUGAAUCAAUUAAAACAUCUUCGGCUAGUUUAACUUUGACGAGCCACGACCUGAGAUCUUCUUGUUCAUUGUUACACUUACACGCACAUAUAGUCAGUGUCAGCGCUCGUGCCAUGUAUUCGCGCCCAUUCGAUCAACUGCGGUGAUAGUGUGCCGGCCGAUCAAUUUCAAAACAGACAUAACGCGUACUAACAUUUAAGUGUCUCGCACUGUUAUCAUAGUUCAGUAUUUUUUAGUUCGUUGUGCGAGAGAGUAACAUAAUUUACACGACGAUGGAUGGAAAUCUCUUUAGAGUCGUCGUCUUUCUGAUGGCCGUGUUCAAGGCUCAAGAGGUAUCAUCACAAGACUACGACGUUUCUGAAAUACAGUGUUCGUUUUCAUCGGAUUCUCUGCGGGCGGGCAAAGCGUUACUGAGCGUUAAAGACGUAAUAUCUGCUAGACUGAAAAAACCAGAGGGUUUUAAAGGUCAUCCAUUGUUCGCAGACGACCGAACUGUAGAUCCCUUGAUCGACCCAUUUUGUCAGAUCCGACCGGACUUAUCAGAUGUAUCCCUGUUGACUUAUAACCUAUUGGUCACAGACUUCACAAGGUGCGGUGUCCUCAAGAGAAACGGUUUCGUUCACGUCCGGGUGUGGUUCCCACAGUUUCCCGGCGUGGUCAUGAUGUCCGAUCAAGAAUUAAUCAUUAUGUGCAAACCACCAGAACCGACUGUGAUCGAAAACAAGGCCGCCGGUUUCGCCGGAAGUUUUCCACAUGGUGCAAGAGUAUCAGGAGUUGUUGAAGAGACACCAGGCCGUUUAGAGUAUGAAGUGGCAUUAUACAAAGAAGCUCCUGCUCGAUUAACAAAUUUGAGUCACAAUAGUGAAUUACCAGUCGACCAAGCAGUACCAAUUGGAACAAAGCUACAAUUAAGGGCCCGGAUCAAUCCACAUUCUGCUUGGAAGUUCGUUAAGUUAAUGGAAGUGUCUGUCUCACCAGAUCCAGAUAAUGCUCAUGUGUCUGGAAGCGUUGCUUUGGUAAAAGAUGGGUGCCGGAAUCGCGAUUUUGCAACCAUCAUACCACAUCAACCAGCUAAGUACCGAGAAAGACAUAAUGAGGUAUUUUUAGAUUUUGAAGCAUUUCUUUUGAGUACCAUGAAAGAGCGUUCUACUCUUUGGAUACAUUCUCAAAUAAAAGCAUGUAUGGACGCUGCUGACUGUCAACCUGAAUAUUGUUUGGAUCUUUAUGAGCCUUCAGGACACGGACGCAGACGAAGAAGACAUACAUCAAUGACCACAACAAUCAGUUCGAACAGUUCACAUGCAGCUGACGCAUCUGCAAACAGCACAACGAACUUUGCUAAGUUUAAAGAGAACAUCGAAUAUACUGUUAUCAUGCCAGAAGAUAUCUACCAUGGUGCUGCAACAGCGGUUGAUGGUGGUUGUGGAACAUUUUUGGCUAUAUCUGGAGUACUCGGAUGUUUAUUAUUUAUUGCUGCAAUGACGCUAUGCUAUCUAACAUCUAGACUUCAAGCUGCAAUUGGAUCUAAAUACAUGUCACACCAAGAUCCUUUUGUGAAUUCCAGCAGAAUGGGUCAAUCUAAAUACCCUUUAUCCUAUUCUGGUCGAGCAACGUUAAAUUAACCGUUUUACAAAUCUAUUUUAUUAAGUGAAUUUUCGUUUGUAAAUAUUUUUUUACUAUGAACAGUACAUAGACGCUUGACUCAUGAUUCAAUGUUGUUUAUAUUACAUUCUCCGAACAACUUGAAACAAAUUUAAUAAGAUUUAAACAUUUUACAUUUAAA